AGACAUCAUCGCAUCGGAUCCGGUUCCAUCUCCUCUCCUCGACCAAAGCUCCGUUCAAACUCCACAGCUGGAACGCAAUCUCAAGUGCUUUCGUACGACCGCAACAAUUUUUGCCUCUUAUUACUCAAUUUAUUGACAAAGUCACUAUCAGACGAUACUACAUACAGCAACAAUGAAAUUUCAGUCCGCUGUAUGCCUACUAUUGGCGCUUCCAGCCUCCAAUGCGUUCGUUACGCGAACCUCCUCAGGUGGGUUUUGUUGGUCAAUGCGCUGCAGUUCACGUGUGCUGGUUGUGGUGGACGAGCUGAAGCGAAGAGCAGCCGGGAUUCAACCCGGAGCAAUGCAACGUGCGACAGAGGCGAAAGCUAUUCCGGGAGAUUACCUAUUGGUGUGCGAUGCAUGCGAUGGAAUUCAAUUUCCGCAUGGAAGGGAGGGGGGGUUUAUUAUCUGAGAGAUGCGAAACAUGUUGGACGACACCGUUGUCAUUGAAAACCUUCGAAAGCAAGGGAGCGGAUGUGUAGCCGUUUCUCAAUGAUAUACGAGACUUAGCUAUUGAAAGUGAAUGAUGUCCUUACCAGUGUUUCCUUUCGUCUUUGUUUUGUUGUAUUUGAUGCACACUAUGGUCUUUUGACACUCAGUCCCAACUGUCUCCUCGUCCACAUCCCUUAAUGCCGAACGAAGGGUUGUUGUCACCGGCAUGGGAAUUGUAUCGUGUCUGGGAAACACGUUAGAGGAUGUCAAAAAGAGUCUCUACGACGCCGAACCGGGGAUCUCGUUCCAAGAAGAAUUUGCCGAACUCAAUAUCAAAUCGAACGUAGCCGGUGUUCCCGAUCUUACCGAGAAAGACUUCAAGGAACUCAUCCCCAAGACCGCCCUCCGAUUCAUGGGACAAAACGGAAAAUACGCCUACGUUUCCCUCGACCGAGCGAUCCAAGACGCCGGCCUCAAACCCGAGGACUACGAGGAAAACCCCCGUGUCGCCGCCAUUAUCGGACAGGGAGGUACCUCCAUUCCCGACAUCGUCGAGACCUGCGACGCCGUCAAGGGCCAGGUCAAGCGAUGGAAGAACAAGGUCGGACCCUUCCGGGUCACCCGUUCCAUGGGAUCGACCUGCUCGGCCGUUCUGGCGACCAGCUUCAAGGUCCAGGGACCCAGUUUCUCCAUCAGUAGUGCCUGCAGUACCGGGGCCCACUGCAUCGGAACGGGAAUGGAACAAAUCAAGCUCAACAAGGCCGAUGUAGCCUUCUGCGGAGCCGGUGAGUCGAAAAGGGCCUUUGUUGGUGUGCGUUGCGUUGCGUUGGACUGCACUGGACUGCAUUCUAUUUUCCGACCACGGGUUUUUCUAACUCUUGUUCUUCCUGCCGUUUUGCACAACAUUUCUUUCCUGCUGCCGUGUGUGUUGGCAACAACCCCUUGCCGCUGGUGUUUUCGUUUCGUUUCGUUUCGUUUCGUUUGGUCCGCAGGAGAGAACGUCAACUGGCAAUUCACGAGUAUGUUCGACUGCAUGGGAGCCCUGUCGACGUCCUACAACGAGGACCCAAAGACGGCCUCCCGUGCCUUUGACAAGACCCGCGACGGCUUUGUCAUCGCCGGGGGCGGCGGCAUGGUCGUCCUCGAGGAGCUCGAGCACGCCAAGGCCCGCGGCGCCAAGAUCUACGCCGAGCUCGUCGGGUACGCGGCCAACUCGGACGGCUACGACAUGGUGGCCCCCUCCGGGGUCGGCGGGGAGCGGUGCAUGCAGCUGGCCCUCGACGACGCGGCGCGAAACGGGGCGGGCGACAAGCCCGUGGACUACAUCAACACGCACGGGACCUCCACCCCGGUCGGGGACGUGGCCGAGCUGGGCGCCAUCAAGCGGUUGUUCGACACGAAGGACUACCAGCCCAACGUGGGAUCGACAAAGUCCCUCAGCGGCCACUCCCUGGGUGCCGCCGGCGUCCAGGAGGCCAUCUACUCGUUGCUGAUGAUGGACAACGACUUUAUGGCCGAGUCCGCCAACAUCAACGAGCUGGUCGACGAGGCGGAGGGAAUGAGCAUCCUGACGGAACGAAAAGACGGACCCUUCGAGCGAGCCAUGUCCAACAGCUUUGGAUUCGGUGGAACGAACUGCGCCCUCGUCUUUGACAAGUACCACGAGUAGGCCAACGAAGGACCCUCCGAGGCCCUUUUGGGGAUGCAGCGCGGUCGUGCCUGCGCACGGCGUGCACCGCAUCACCGAGUGAACCCUUUGGGUACGCUCGUGCGGAUCCGUUUCUGCAGCCAACCAACCAACCAUGGAUUGGGGAAGACCGACAAAGCGUCGCCAAUCCAUCCAACACCGAACAACUAUACGUUUCCAAUAGAAUAAUAUUGAAAUAAUCCAACGCUACCAUA
Pseudo-nitzschia multistriata is the source of this 2373-nucleotide messenger RNA. NCBI's taxonomy places the organism in Eukaryota, Bacillariophyta, Bacillariophyceae, Bacillariales, Bacillariaceae. The record is from the annotation of a GenBank genome assembly.